GGGGGGCAGUAGUGUGCACGAAGCGUUUAAAUCUCAACAUAAUAUCACCAGACGAAGAGUGUCAUCUGUCAAGCGUUUGCUAGUUGGCUAAAGCUAACUGACUUCCUUAGUAAAUGCCGUCAGCCGGUCAGUAGUGACAAUAAUGGAACUGUUAUGGGAGGACCCUCCAGUCCCCGAUGCUCCUUUCUUUACCAGAGAUCUCUACGACAAAUAUUCCCUUGCACCUAAUAUCAGAGAACUAUGGGCCUUUCUGCAAAGUCCUGCAGAGAAUGCCGACAUAAAACAGGAGAGUGAUGAUGGGGAUGCGAAAGCCUCCUGCUCUCUCUCCACAGAAGAAGCUGCAGAGUUUAAAGACAACUGUUGCAUCAGCAAGAAAAAGUACGUACGUACGUACAGCUGUAAUAGUGAUGAUCCAUGUGCAGACAGUGCUAUGGAAGGUGAAGAAGAAUGUAUGGGUGCCAAAAAAGUAAAGCUCAAACAGGAUGAGAAUGUGGAAGAUGCUCCUUAUCCUGAACCCAGACUGCCCUACCCAUGUAUGUCAAACUUGUCCUGCAAAGAGCAGAAGACAUAUCUUGACAUUUUGAUGAGUAAAAAUACAAGGAUUCCUCCACAGAUGUUAAAGGCACGAAUAAACAGUGAAGUCACGCAGUUCAUGAGGUACCUGCAAGAUGUGGCCAGAAUAUGCGCUGAAGACUACAACUUUAUAUCACAGGGAGCUUUGCAAUAUUCAGAGGAUUUCUUCAAGGGCUGUUUGGAGUGCAUUAAGACAAUUCCUCAGCUCUACCAGAUCCGUGAGAUGACUAGUUUGACAGGGGGAACUUUCAACCCAGGGCUGAUGCUGACCUUUGAAAAACAGCUGCUAAUCAUGGGCAAUGUGGAUAUUACAGACCACAAGAUAGUGCCUGCUGACGCUCAGCUUGCAUCGGAUUAUCAGAGUGUUUCAUCAGUGAAUCCUCCAGCUAAAAAAGCUAAGGACAUGCAUGCUACAAUCAGCAGUGAUAGCAAUGCAGAGAAGCUGUGUGCCCGCUACGAGCCUCACGUGUGUCUGACUCGAGAUGCCCUCGUCAGGCUGCUAGACAACCACGGCCCUGACUUUGGAGAGCAAUGGGAAGUGCCUGUUUGGGUCAAGUCAAACCAAGGAAAAGGCAGUGGUCAGAAGAAGACUGUGUACAUAGACUCACCGCUUCUGAAGACUGAAAUGACAGUGAGAGAGAGGAGUCAUAUCUACCAUGAGGAGAGUUUGAAGCUCUCCAUCAAGAAGAACGGAAGUAAACACGUUUUUCAUUUAAUGACAGAUCUUCCUGAAAAUGAGCAGCAACUCUCACCGGAGAGCUCACAAAGAAAUAUUGUGUCUUUUGAAAACAACGGCCUCGACUUUGAGGUGGACCUCACUGACUUGGAGACAUUUGGAGAGAUGACACCCAUUAAAACCCCCAAGAUACAGAAGGAGCAGGGCUUGUGUGUCAAAAGCAAAAUAGCUACAAGUUGCCCACCUUUAAGUAAAACUGAAAGGUCUAGUAAGGAUCUUGUAAACACUAGCAGCAUUAGUUCCCAAGAGGAGACGAACACCUCACUGACAGAUAUGAAUGAUCCCAUGACAGAGGGAACAACUCAGCCAGCUGUGAGUGAGACUGCUGUAGCAAAAACUGAACAAAGGAGAGCGGACUCCACGCAGAAAAGUAACGGAGACCUAGUCUUCACAGGAGACUCAGAUGAUGAGAAGCUAGUCAUUGAUGACUUCGUGUCUCCAGCAAAAACACCUACAAAACAAGCCAAGCCUAAUACCACAACAUGCCCUGAGUCAGUACCGGUAAAUUCAGAGUCACCUUCCCCUCAAAAUGUUACAAGGCAGAGGCGACAAUCCAGAAGAGCCAAGGUAUCUGGUGACCAGCUGAGUGAAAUCCUGCGCAUGCAGGCGGCCAUGUUCAGCUCUGCCAAUGACACGGCCAGAUGUUCCACUGUAUCCCAGGAGACCACCUCACCCACCAGAUGUAUGGGACCUUCCAUUCAGUCCCAUUCAUUGUCUCUGGUUAAGCCCAGCGUGUCCUCAUAUUUAGAGAGAAACCAGAAGCAGGAUGGAGAUAUCGGCGCUGCUCCUCAUGAAUCUGCACCAGUGGUCGGCGUCACUACAACAGAGCACAAAAAGCUACUGUCACAAGACCUGCAGGCUGGUGUGGAAGAUGAACAAGAUUACGAGGCUCCAGAGAAAGGCAACCUGUUCUACAAACUCUACAGUCUGCAAGAUUUGCUGCUCAUGGUGCGCAGCUCUGUCUCACUGACCCACACCAGAAGAGUAGGGGACAGCCAAAACCGGUACGUGCCAGUGCACGUCUUGCCCAAGCUGGAGUACCAGUUGAGUUACGGUGUUGAGUGUCUGAGCAGCAGUGAGGCCUGCCAGCUGUGGACUGAGACGUUGCUCCACUCCAGCACUGUAUCCUACACAGCUCACAUCAAUGCACACACAUCAAAAGUAGCUCUGCUGCGAAAGCUGCCUGACGACUGGAAGCAGAACAUCUCCUGUGGGUUCAAGCCGUCCAAGUCACUGAAUAUACUGCACCACCUGCUGAAAAAGCUGACUGGGUUAGAGGACGGACGAUACCUGAUCGCACACAAGGCGGGGGAACCAUUUGUGACCUUACUAAAAGCAGCUAAUGGGAAAGUGACUCGGGGGGCAUACAACCUGCAGCAGGUCCACAGCUCUGUCCCACGGCCCCCGGAAUCUGGCCUCGUGCCUUGGAUACCUGUGGAUCCAGCCGUGGUCCUGCCCUUUCACCAGAAACAUGGCCGUGUUCCCUGCACCUUCCCGCUAAAACCUUUUCUAAAGACAGAAAAAGUCGGACCCUCGCAGCCCAACAAUCCUGGAGCUGGGCAGUCGAAGGGCAACAUGGGUGCAGAAGGCAACACAAAGAAGAAGAAAAAGAAACGUGCAGCCAGACGUAACAAAUUAGGUGAGUCAGAAGAGGAGCUGGAUCUGUACUGCUAAGGAAAGGAAAGGAAAGGAAAGCACUCACCAGGUCUUUGAUUUCAUACUGAAAAUACUGACCUUAAAUAGAAAUGUGAAUGCUGAAGCACUUUUACAGUGUAGAAUCUACAUGUUUAUAUUUAUAUUUUGUCCAGAGAUAUUUUCGUAUAUUUUGCCAAUUUAAUGUUUUGUUAAAAAAAACAUUAGCAAUAAAGUUAUUUUGUCUGUAUUGCGCACAA
Messenger RNA from Scatophagus argus, 3201 nucleotides. RefSeq names its product interactor of little elongator complex ELL subunit 2 (gene ice2). The transcript is spliced from 16 exons. Gene Ontology annotation, cellular component: transcription elongation factor complex. The record is from RefSeq and is a predicted model, not a curated record. NCBI's taxonomy places the organism in Eukaryota, Metazoa, Chordata, Actinopteri, Scatophagidae. Gene Ontology annotation, biological process: snRNA transcription by RNA polymerase III; positive regulation of transcription by RNA polymerase III; snRNA transcription by RNA polymerase II. The coding region runs from base 143 to 2983 and encodes 946 amino acids.